AGGAUGCAUAUGCAAGCUCAUAGAAUUUUGUGAAAGUUCUAUUUUCUUCUUCUCUCACAUUCAGGGAAAAUGAUUUAUUUUUCGCAUAAUUUGCCGCAUAUAGAUAUAUGAAAUCAGAUCUCCGGCAUUGACUCGAUAAAUCUACAGUAACAAUAUUCGCAUGAAUUUCUCCGAUUUUCUGCUUCAGCUUCGGUUUUGGUCGCAUGGAAGUUCCUAUUCACCGCGAGCAAAAAACGGAGGUUUCAACUAGAAUCAGCCAAUAUUGUUUAUGCUGUGUUGCCUUCUUUUCCACACACAUGGUCGACAAACUUUUGCAAUUUUUACUUUAAUUAAAUCCUUUUAAUUAUCUGUAAUUACUAUCUUGACUAGCAUCAGCUUUGUCAGUCACCGGUUGCUUUCAGAGGUUUGUCCCCGAAAAUAGACCUUAAAAUUGCCAUCUCUCUGAAAACAGAAGAUGACUGGAUAAAGUGUGCUCUUCAACGGAAAAUUGAUCACUCCUGAAACAGUUUCACGCUGCUAUUUUGUUUGCCAAAUACUUUUGUUGAACCCUUUUGCUCAACAAGGAUUUUUCUCAGUUCUAACUGAGAGGUCUAAAGCAACUAAAUGGAGGUUGGAGAAACAGAGAGAAACAAGCUUCAAGGGCAGGUUCCUUGGGUCCCCACCACCCCUUUGAUGCCCAUUCUUCCAAAACCAGGGCCGAUCUGGACUCCUAUGGAGGGAAACCACCUAUACUCUCAUUCCAAUGGGUUAACAGCAUGUUUUGAACCCUCCUGUUGCGCAGAGAUAAACAACUGGUCUCACCCCCGGUCAGAACCUGUGGUUUUAGCCUAUGGCAAUGCCAAAACUCGAGUACCAAUAUCCUUUGAUGAAAUUCCCAGUUCAAGUAACGGCAUUGCUGAACUUUUAACUCAGGGAGAUGCUCCAUCCGCAUAUUCAAAUGCAACACAUGCUGGGUUUUUUAACCAAUUUGCUCAUGCGUUUAAUGCACAGUUCAACCCCCACCCGACCUAUGCAUUACUUAGCCAUCAAUAUCAUCUCUCUCGUGAGGAACCUUUUGUCAACACUGUCCAUGAUCAGUUCCAAGAUCUUCAGGCAGGCACGUCAUACUUUUCUUACUGUAGCAAGGCAUUUCCCCAAAUUGCCCCACAUUUAGAUAAUGCCAUUGCAGCAGAAACCAGACAAGAUGCAAUGACACAGAUGACUAUAGAAGAAAGGAACCGAGAGGGAGAAGAGAAAAAUGUCCCAGCAGCAAAGUGCAAUAAUCCACACAGCAAACUCUAUGACCCUGUUACAGAAAUUGCUGCUGUAUCUACACCACACAAGGAGAAUCACAACCACAAGGAAAUAAGCCAUGAUUUUGAUCUGAAUAAAACACCUCAACCAAAACCAAGAAGAAGAAAGCACCGCCCCAAGGUCAUAAAAGAAGGCAAAUCCAAAAGAACUAGCAAGCAAGUCAAUGCAGAGGUUCUGUCAAAAGAAAAGCUAACUGACAAGAGAAAGGCAAGGAGGAAAGGAUUGAACACAACUUCUACUCCUCAAACAGAAAUGACAGGAGAAUGGACAAAACCAUUGAUGCCUGAAUCUGCCAAAAAGACAUGUAGAAGGUCUUUGAAUUUUGACAUUGGAGAACCAAGAGAUGACAAUUCUGCAUAUGGAGAAACUAUGCACUUUGGCAGAGACACCAGUGUGGUGAUUGAAGAAACACGGGCUUGGAUGAUUGCCCACAAUGGACAUGAAAAGAGUGCAAAAACACUAUCAAAAUCAGUAGCACAAUCAAGUCCAAAUGACUUGAACAGCACAGGGUCAGGAUUACAUAUAGUUGGUUCCAAAAGAAAACAAUCUGGUAUUGAACAGGUAGAUAAUAGCAGCAUUAACCAGAUUGGAGCACAAUACAAUGCUGUGCAGGCAUACUGCCAAAAGUAUUCGGUUCAAUUUCCAAAUGUUCAGAAGAAAAGGAGAAGUGAAAAGGGGAGAAUUUCAAAGGCAUCCCAUAAAUCUUCCAUGACUGCCACAAAAGAUGUACGACUGGCAACAUGCCCACAAGAAGAUGCUAGAUCACAUUCUUAUGCAUCAAGUCUCAACUGCUGGGCUUCUUCUGAAUAUAAUGCAGCUGGGGUCUCUGUAAUUACAGAUACAGAAAGAGCUAUUCAUGAUAAACCUCAAUCAUUAGAGUACAACUUAUCUUUAGGGCAGAGGAGGCCAACCAAAAGAAGAUCAAGAGUCCCUACUAGAAUUCAUGAUUGUUCUUUACUGACCAUAACCAGAAACUCUGAUACCAAACUAGCACUUACUGCAAAAGAAACAUGCAGUUCUGACAGACAAACAUCUGGGGAUGCAAAAAGACCACAGACAUGCAUUGAUGCUUUAGUUGCAGAGAUGCGAGGAUCACUCACAAAAAAGAAACGAACUAGGAAGAGAAGUAUUCCUGUCAAUUCAAAAUAUUCCUGCACAAAUGAAAUGCAACAGCACCAUAAAGUUGUGUUGGAAAAUCAUAGCAUAUCACACUCACACAACGCAUUAGGUGUUGCUUGUGAAGACAUAUGGAAAAACAUACAUACUGUGGACACUUUAACCGAGCAAUUUGAACGUCUAAACAUAUACAGAGAAGCCAGAGAGAUUGUGUUGCAUGGGCAAAAUAUGCUUGUCCCUUAUAACCAGCAAAAUCAGAAGAACAAGCGUCUUGUCCAUGAAUACGGCACCAUCAUUCCGUUCGAGGGCCCAUUUGAUCCCAUAAGAAAACAGCGCCCACGACCUAAAGUUGACCUUGAUGAGGAGACUAAUAGAGUGUGGAAGCUUCUAAUGUUGGAUAUAAACAGUCAUGGGAUCAAUGGAACAGAUGAAGACAAGGCCAAAUGGUGGGAAGAUGAACGAAAUGUGUUCCGUGGACGAGCAGAAUCAUUUAUUGCACGGAUGCAUCUUGUACAAGGAGACAGACGCUUUUCUCCAUGGAAAGGAUCAGUUGUGGAUUCUGUUAUUGGAGUUUUCCUCACUCAAAAUGUCUCGGACCAUCUUUCCAGUUCUGCAUUCAUGUCCCUGGCUGCUCGAUUUCCUCUAAGGUCAAGUAGUAACUACAAAACAUGCCCCGAGGAAAGCACAAGUUUGGUAAUCAAUGAGCCACAAGUGAUCAUUGUGGAGCCAGAAGAAAAUGAAAAACUGGAUGAGAAAAUAUCGGAUCAAUCUGUUUGUGAAUUGAAUUCUAUGACAAUAGACAUCAUUGAGCAUUCUGAAGAAAGAGAAGUUGUUGACAGGAACAAUUCCUGCAGAACUAAUGGCGGCUUAAUUGGUGUAGCAGAUGAAUCAAACAGCAAAUUGCUGGAAUCAGCUCAAAGACAUAACAGUGAACAUAGUCCAGUGGAGAGUGGAGCAAUUAGUGCUGUGACUGGGGAAGGGCCAAAAAAUUUAUGUCAUGGGAGUCUUGGGAAAGAGUUAAAUGGCGUAUUUUCAUCCCAAUGCUCUGCCAUUACAUCUCAAAUAUCAGGAGGUUUUUCAAUUGAUCAAAAUCCUGAAAAGAUAGGAUCAUUCUCAGAUAGCAACUCAGAAAUAGAAGACCUGUCUAGCGCUGCCAAGUACAAUAGUUAUUAUAAUAGAAUUUCUUUCAGUGAGCUUUUAGAAAUGGCAAGUUCAACCAUGUUGCAUGAAGUUAACAGUCAAAGAAGCAAAUCAACUGAGAACUUAGGAGAUACAUGUGAUCAGUCUAUAGACAUGAAGCAUGACAACCUGGCAGAAAACUUGGAAAAAUCGGAUGUUACUCAAGGCUCCGCAGAAGCACCCAUCACCAAUGGAUAUACUUUUAAAAUAACCCCAAACUCAGGAGUACUUGAGGUUAACUGUUAUGAUCCUCUCAAAAUAGAAGUCCCAUCAAGUGGCUCCUCAAAGGGUAAAGAUGAGAAUGACAAUAGAUCUAGUUUCCCAACAGAGUCUGACUGCCAGGCUGCAAUUGUCCAUUCUCAAGGACAAACUGAAGAUCCAAUGCAGAAAGCAAGGGGACUAGAUUUUGGUAGGAAUGAAAGCAGUAAGAUAGAUUCUUCCCCUGUAAAAUUAAGGAGCAGGGAGCAUGGAAAAGAGAAAAAGAAUAACUUUGAUUGGGAUAGUUUAAGAAUACAAGCAGAAGCUAAGGCAGGGAAAAGAGAAAAGACAGAGAACACCAUGGACUCCUUGGACUGGGAUGCUGUUAGACGCGCAGAUGUCAGUGAAAUUGCCAAUGCAAUCAAAGAAAGGGGCAUGAACAACAUGCUUGCUGAACGUAUUCAGAGUUUCCUGAAUCUAUUGGUUGACAAGCAUGGGGGCAUCGAUCUUGAGUGGCUGAGAGAUGUUCCACCUGAUCAAGCAAAAGAAUUCUUGCUCAGCAUAAGGGGAUUGGGAUUGAAAAGUGUGGAGUGUGUACGACUCUUAACACUACACCAUCUUGCCUUUCCGGUGGACACAAAUGUUGGACGUAUAGCAGUAAGAUUGGGAUGGGUGCCUCUCCAGCCACUGCCAGAGUCACUACAGUUGCAUCUUCUAGAAUUGUACCCAGUGUUGGAGUCCAUACAAAAAUAUCUCUGGCCCCGGCUCUGCAAGCUAGACCAAAGAACAUUGUAUGAGCUGCAUUACCAGCUGAUUACAUUUGGAAAGGUCUUCUGUACUAAAAGCAAGCCAAAUUGCAAUGCUUGCCCAAUGAGAGGGGAAUGCAGACACUUUGCAAGUGCUUUUGCAAGUGCAAGGCUCGCCCUGCCAGGAUCAGAGCAGAAGAGUAUAGUUAUCACAACUGGAAACAAUGCAACUGAGCAGAACCCAUCACUAGUCAUCAAUCAGCUGCCCUUGCUUCUCCCUGAAAAUAUAAACCAAGCAGAACUUCAACAAACAGAAGUGAUCAGGCAACUAGAAGCAAAAUCUGAAAUCAACAUCAGCCAACCUAUUAUUGAAGAGCCAGCAACUCCAGAGCCAGAAUGCUCCCAAGUAUCCGAAAAUGAUAUAGAGGAUACCUUCAAUGAGGAAUCAUGUGAAAUUCCCACCAUCAAACUAGACAUAGAAGAGUUCACUUUGAACUUACAAAACUAUAUGCAAGAAAACAUGGAACUUCAAGAAGGUGAAAUGUCAAAGGCCUUGGUUGCUCUACAUCCAGGUGCUGCAUGCAUUCCUACACCCAAGCUGAAGAAUGUGAGCCGGUUGCGAACAGAGCAUUAUGUUUAUGAACUCCCUGAUUCACAUCCCCUUCUGAAUGGGUGGAACAAGCGAGAACCUGAUGAUCCAGGCAAAUACCUUCUAGCUAUAUGGACUCCAGGGGAGACAGCAGAUUCUAUACAGCCACCAGAAAGCAAAUGCAGCUCUCAGGAAUGUGGCCGGCUCUGUAAUGAGAAUGAAUGUUUUUCAUGCAACAGUUUCCGUGAAGCAAGUUCACAGAUAGUUCGAGGGACACUCCUGAUACCAUGUCGAACAGCUAUGAGAGGGAGCUUUCCGCUAAAUGGCACCUAUUUUCAAGUCAACGAGGUCUUUGCAGACAAUGACUCAAGUCUUAACCCAAUUAGUGUUCCCCGAAGUUGGAUCUGGAACCUUGAUAGGCGAACAGUGUAUUUUGGAACCUCCAUACCAUCUAUAUUCAAAGGUUUAUCAACACGAGAAAUUCAACAAUGCUUUUGGAGAGGAUAUGUCUGCGUGCGUGGAUUUGACCGGGAAAAGCGAGCACCCCGUCCUCUGUUGGCUAGACUACACUUCCCGGUUAGCAGGUUGCCUAAGAAUAGGGAUAAGACCCAACAAGAGUCCGCAUCGGCAAACUCACAAGGAUUGAAUUUUAAACAAAAUCCAGAACAGCCAGAAUUGCUUUCCAACAUUCGGCAGACCGGAGGAUCCUGAAGGCAAAUAAUUGUCAUUUAAUAUUCAUCCUGUACUCUGUGUAUAAUAACGACAAAGUCAUUGUCAUGCUCAGAUACUGAGCAGUUUUCCCAGACUAGGACUAGGACCAAGACAGUAAAAUGGUAACAAAGUAGCUUUUUAGCUCCAUGAAGAUUGAAGAGGAAUGUGAGCUAGGUGAGAUAUGAGGCUAUUUGCGCAGGAGCUCAGUAUAGAUACACAUACACUCAUCAGUAUUCUUCUAGAUUUUUAUGUCUUUCAAAAGACUAGUUCCGCUUGUAGAAAUUAUCAGAUUUUCAACUCGCGAUUCAGUUUCUUAGUUGCAGAAA
Molecule: messenger RNA, 6158 nt
Organism: Glycine soja
Lineage: Eukaryota; Viridiplantae; Streptophyta; Magnoliopsida; Fabales; Fabaceae
Product: protein ROS1A-like
Exons: 21
Coding region: 604-5832 (1742 amino acids)
Biological process (GO): base-excision repair
Molecular function (GO): DNA demethylase activity; DNA N-glycosylase activity; 4 iron, 4 sulfur cluster binding
Source: RefSeq, a predicted model, not a curated record